AUGACGCCGUACUCGUCUACGGCCGGCGCGCGGAACGCAUCGUCCACAUCAGUGCGCAGCAAACCGUCGCUUUCGCAGCUGAACCCGGCGAGUGCCGCGUCGCGCGCAGAAGCUUCGGCAAACACCAAGAAUGCACAGCAGCCGCGCCGCCGCCGCUUUAAUGAUACACGGGACCUGGAUGUGCUCGCCAACGAGCUGCAGGCCGAACGCCACGCGGUGCAUUCCCGCAGUGCCAGCGCGUCCAUGAGCCCGCUGCGUUUCGGUGCCGAGACGCCUGCUUCGCCGUCCACCGACUCGCUGCUCGCCCCGGACGCGUUCCGCAACUACUCCAUGAGCGGCAGCGUGCCGCAGUCGCCUUACAGCAUGUCGCCUUAUAACCUGAGCCAGCACAGUCUUCGGGGCGGCCUCCCUUCAAACAUGUCGAUGCAUACACUGCCUACGCGUCCGAGUCCCGGCGACUCGGCGCUGUCGCUCUCGCUGAUGGAGGCCUUUCCGGGCGUGCACCCGAGCGACUCGGCAGCGCGCCGCUUUGACAUUCCUGAGGGAAUGAGCAUCGGAUUCGGCGAUAAUCCGUAUCCCACAAUGACGCGCUCACGCACAGAGCUCGACGUGGCGUCGCCCAUGUCCGAGACAAACAGCAUCCGGAGCAAUAUGUAUCCCCCGACGCCGGGGCCCCAAUCGCCGACGCCCGACUCGCGCUCGCCGAGCCUGAAUGCGCCACGCUCGCCUGUGCUGGUCAUGUCGAUGAAGGACUCGGCUCAGCACCAACACCCACGUGUGCCAUCGACGCGCGGCGCAUUCCUGCGCUCCUUCCAAGGAGGCAGCGGCACAAUCCGCGCCAAGUCGCGCCUGGACUCGGCACGCAGCCUGCCGACUCGCGAAGAAUGGGAGCCGACGUCUGGUACGGCGACGCCCAAUGCUGCGCGCUCCGCGUCACCGAGCGAUGCACGCUCACAGAUGGCACUCUCGUCGAUGACGAACGACGAGGCGCCCAAGGAUCCAGCGCUGCAGCGCCUCCGCCCGCAGACGUCCAUGACCGACGGGCGCCUGUCGGUGUCGUCGGGCGCGCCGACGAUCCAUGCAACCAUGUCGCAUGCAUCGCUCGCAUCCACAGCACAGGCGCAUGGCGCAUCGACCGUGCAGGCACACGGCGCGCCGACCACGCAGGCGCCUGUACAAGAGGCACCAAGCGCGACGCAGACCGCGCCGCAGAGCAUGGCGCCGAACGCGCCGCCGAGCGCGACGCCGAGCACGGCACAGACCCCGGCGCAGACCCCGGCGCAGAGCACGGCACCGAGCACGGCACCGAGCACGGCGCCGAACCAGCCGUCGAAUCUCCGCCAAGGCAUGCCGCCGCCCGCCACGGUGCCGGCCCGCCCGCCGCUCGCGCCAGGUCGUGACAAGGACAAAAUGCCGGGCGCCUUUACCGAACCAAAGCAGCCGAACGCGCGGCCGCCGGUGCCGCCGUCGCCGGCCAAGUCGGAAAGCGCGCUCGGCAGCAAGUGGAAAAAGAGCCUCGGAUCGCUCUUCCGCCGCAAGAAGAAGGAGCCGGCACCGCCUGUGCCCAAGGUCAAUCCUCCGUCGCGCCCGGCGCGCGCACAGGACCGUCCGGUGAGCAAGGCGCCCGGCGCGGCACCUGCGGCUCCUGCGCCUCGGGCCCCUCAGGCUCCGCAGGCCUUUCAGGCCCCUCAGGCCCCUCAGGCUCCGCAGGCCCCUCAGGCUCCGCAGGCCCCUCAGGCCCCUCAGGCUCCGCAGGCCCCUCCGGCCACGGCGGUGCAGCCCCCAGCAGCACAGUCCGAGGCCCCUGCGGCGCCUGCGGCGCCCUCUGCGCCCGCCGCACCCACCAUUUCGGCCGCACCCGCCCUGGCACCUGCUGCCACCCUCACCACUGCGAACCCCACGCCUGCGCCGCGACUCGAGCCCCAGGCGUUUGCCUACAGCACCGAGAACGAUGCUCCGCAGCGUUCUGUGCCGCAACCUUCGCAGGCGCACGUCGGCUCGUGGCAGCCGUGGAAGCCUCGGCCCGUGCAGCCCGAGAUGACGGCGCUCUCGCCGCCGUCUCCCACGCCCGUGCGUUCUGCGCUUCCCCCUCCGCUGCCCGAGCACGAACCGGUGGCACUGCAGCCUUUGAACCCUGGUGCGGCGUUGCCUGCCCCCAUGCGUGCGUCGCCUGCAAUUACCCCUCGCUCGCUUGACCGCCCUGCGCCGAUGCCCGCGGCGGUGUCGCUCGAGACGUUUACGGCCCCCGCCGCAUCGCAGGUCGUUGCGUCGCGCCCUGCGCCUCCUCCCCCACGCCCCGUCACGCCCGAGAACCACGCAGACUCGGUCGCGACGAUGCAGUUCUCGCCGCAGACGCUCUCCGUGCACGGUGAAGCCUACGAUGAGCAGAAGCGCGAGAGUGUGGCGCGUGGCCUGCGCAGCCCCCGCUUGCCGAGCGAGGCGCACCCCUACGGACAGUACCGCCUCUCUGCGACGUCCAGUGCGCCUGGAUGGCCGCACGAGGCGCCGUCCGAAGGUCUCGGCGCGGCCGAAGCUACGAGCACGCCGCCGCCCCAGCUCCAUGCCUCGUACUUGACCUCGAACGCGGCGAGUGCUGCGACGUCGGAUCCCAGCAGCCCCCAGUCCGGGGAGCCUUCCUCGCCGGUCUCGAUGGAGCGCCUUGCGAUGCUCAUUGAGCAGACGAUGGUGCAGACGCCGACGCGCAACUCGACCGUCUACUCGCACGUCUCGCCGACGAAGCGCGGCAACGGGCGCCUUCUGCCCUGA
This is a messenger RNA of Malassezia japonica, 2766 nucleotides long. RefSeq lists its product as uncharacterized. The transcript is spliced from 3 exons. The record is from RefSeq and is a predicted model, not a curated record. Bases 1 to 2766 code for a protein of 921 amino acids. NCBI's taxonomy places the organism in Eukaryota, Fungi, Basidiomycota, Malasseziomycetes, Malasseziales, Malasseziaceae.